AUGAUUGAAGAAACAAGCAAAAAAACUUUUUUAGGGUUUGAUUUCAGCACACAACGGUUAAAAGCUGUCGUUAUUGGUGAAGACUAUGUUGUCCAGCAAGAAGCAGAUGUGGAAUUUGAUAAUGAUUUGCCAGAAUUCAGAACGUUUGGAGGAGUGGUACGCGGGGAACGGGGUGAGGUGACAGCACCACCACUCCUGUGGGUAAAAGCUCUUGAUAUGGUCAUGGACCGGCUCAUUGUUGCUGGAGUGGACUUUUCGACUAUAGAGGCACUAUCUGGGGCAGCACAGCAACAUGGAUCUGUAUGGUGGGCCAAAGGUUCAGAGUCAAAGCUUGGCAAUCUAUCACCUGAGGAGUUCCUCCACACACAACUUGCUACAACUUUUGUUGUCGACUCACCAGUCUGGAUGGAUUCAAGCACAAGUACAGACUGUAGGGCAAUUGAAGAAGCUGUUGGAGGACCUGAGGAGUUGGCAACCAUCACAGGAUCCAGAGCAUAUGAACGCUUCACAGGUCCUCAAAUACGAAAAAUGUUCCGCACUAGACCAAGGGCUUACCAAGCGGCUGAAAGAAUAUCUCUAGUAUCCUCAUUUGCUUGUUCUCUGUUCCUCGGAAAAAUAGCGCCCAUAGACUUAUCUGAUGGCUCCGGAAUGAAUCUCUUAGAUAUACACACCAAGAAAUGGUGUGAAAAAGCUCUGAAGGCGUGCGGUGAUGAGACAUUGGAAAGUAAAUUGGGCGACCCGGUCCCGACAUCAUCAAUAUUGGGCAAAAUAUCCCCAUACUAUGUUCAUCGGUACGGUUUCAAGCCUGACUGCAAAGUUAUUGCAUUCACCGGGGACAACUGUUCUGCUCUGGCGGGCCUCCGUCUCCGCUCGGGCUGGGUUGGUCUCAGCCUGGGGACGAGCGACACGCUGCUGCUGGGCCUGGAGUCACCAGCGGCGCCCCCUGCCGGCCAUGUACUGGUGGGACCCACCGCUGAAGCCCCCUACAUGGCGCUGCUGUGCUUCUCCAACGGCUCCCUGACACGGCAGAACCACAGAGAUCGCCUGGCCGGGCCCAGCUGGGAGGCCUUCAAUGAGCUCCUGCGGUCAACGGUCAGGGGCAAUAUGGGCUAUAUGGGCAUAUACUACGACACGGCCGAGAUAGUGCCCAGGGCCGCUGCGGGGCGGUGGCUGGUGGGGGGCGGGGGGCGGAGCGCCGAGCGGCCCGCGCCCCAGUUCGAGGCGAGGGCGCUGCUCGAGGGGCAGGCGAUCGCGAGGCGCGCCCACGCCGAGGACAUGCACUUCCGUCUAGAGCCUUCGUCGCGGGUGGUGGCGACAGGUGGCGCUUCGGUCAACAAGGAGCUGCUCCAGAUCUUUGCUGAUGUAUUCAACACGCCCGUCUAUGUGCAAGAACAGCAUGCAAACGCAGCAUUAUUGGGAGCCGCCAUCCGCGCUGCUGAGGUCUGGAGCACAGAGGCCAGCGUCACCUUGACUGGAUCGGAGCCAACCCUCACUCCGGUGGCCAUCCCCUAUCCAGACAGCGAGAAGAUCUACACUCCAAUGAUGGCACGAUACCGAAAAAUGAUAGAGGACAUUCCCAAACUCGAA
Molecule: messenger RNA, 1587 nt
Organism: Iphiclides podalirius (scarce swallowtail)
Lineage: Eukaryota; Metazoa; Arthropoda; Insecta; Lepidoptera; Papilionidae
Source: the annotation of a GenBank genome assembly